This is a messenger RNA of Micromonas commoda, 1131 nucleotides long. RefSeq names its product Drug/Metabolite transporter superfamily. Gene Ontology annotation, cellular component: membrane. The transcript has 2 exons. The coding region runs from base 1 to 1131 and encodes 376 amino acids. NCBI's taxonomy places the organism in Eukaryota, Viridiplantae, Chlorophyta, Mamiellophyceae, Mamiellales, Mamiellaceae. The record is from RefSeq and is a predicted model, not a curated record.
AUGGUGCCGCUCGGGUGGUGUGGGGCGUGGUGGCGUCGACAGUACCAUGAUCCGCAUCCAGGAACGUGUCACCUCGCGCUGUGCACCGUGCAGCUGCUCUUCGCGGGCAUGCACGUCACUUCAAAACCCGCACUCGAGUUCAUCCCGCCGUUCGGUUUUUGCACCCUGAGGCUGGUCCUGGCGUUACCGUUCCUCUGGUGGCUGGCCCUGAAGGAAGGUUCCCGGCGCUUUCGUUCGGCCGAGCUGCUCUACAUACCACCGAUGGCUUUCGCGAUUGGUAUUGCUUACUCCUUCAUCUUUGUGUGCAACCAGCGGUCGGGACCUAUCGCGACCGCGAUGGUGCAGCCGCUUAUGCCGAUCUCGACAGGGGCCUUCCUUGCCGUGUUGGGCCUGGAACCCCUCCCUCCCUUCAAGGUGUUUGGAAUGUUGGUGGCGACCUUCGGAACUUCACUGGCACUCAGAGUAUACUCGACGAACAUAGGACCAGGUCCCCUCGACGUGUUCCUGCUCGUCAUUCAGGCGAGUAGCUACGGGGUGUAUAUUGUGUUGUUGACUAGGGCCCUUGGGCAAAUCAGGACAGCGCAUGAGAUCGAGACGAGGGCGCUUAAAGAGGCUUCUUCAGAGCAGGAGAAGCCGCCACCAGGCCCCAUGCUGUUUCUAUUUUCGGCGACUCUCCUGGCAGAAGUAGCCAUCGCGUGCGUGGGUCUGCCCGGGCUUGUGACGGCCGUCAACUGGCAAGACCUUCCAGUUGCUGCAUAUAUGGCCGUACUCUACGCAGGCAUCGCGAGCUCUUGCUUCGCGCAUGGGUUGAAUUCUUGGGCGGUCUCUCACGUAAGUGGUGUCUUGCCGACAGUCUACUCCGGGGUGCAGGUCAUAUGGACGGCGUUGCUUUCCUACGUCGUCCUCGGCGAGAAGAUAACAUGGGAUCAGGCCGUCGGUUCAUUACUGACCAUCUGUGGGGUUGCCUUGGUGAGCUGGGUGCGGGAGAAGGAGAGAAGACUGCUACGCAAGGAGAAAGUUGAGAUGGAGGAAACGAGGGAAAACGAGGCAGAAACGGAACGGGGACAUGGAAUGACGCCUGAGCGGAGGCAAAACCUCGCACGAGUCUGCCGAGGAUCGAGUCCGGCGUAG